Messenger RNA from Rhagoletis zephyria (snowberry fruit fly), 1146 nucleotides. RefSeq lists its product as uncharacterized. NCBI's taxonomy places the organism in Eukaryota, Metazoa, Arthropoda, Insecta, Diptera, Tephritidae. The record is from RefSeq and is a predicted model, not a curated record.
AUGCAUUCAGUACUCAUACAAGAGCCUGGAAUGGAGGACGAUAUCAGCGACGAUGGUAAUCCGCCACCAUCGCUGCCGCCACCGGCUUUAAAUGUCGGCACCAGCAAGGAAGGUAAUUCACUAAAUUUAGGUAUGGCACAAAUAAUUGUUACUGCCGCAACCCCAAUGGUUGAAGACGGCACAGAUAAAUCUUUCCCUCCGGUAGGAGAGAGUGAUGGCGGCAGUGCAGCUGAAGCUGCAGCAACAGCGAAAACUGCCAGCGGCGGCAAUGACAAGGCUGUAAAGCAGAAAAAAGUGGAACCCAAACCAGUGGCACCAGCAGCAGCGGCCGAUGAAAAUGAGAAUCAUGAAGACGACACGCACUCAUCCGAUCAGGAUCCCGACUCCGAGGUAAAAACUCUGCAGGAAGCCGAAGAUCCAUUCAAUGAAAAGGGCAGCGGUGAUGCUGGCGACGGAUUCGAGGCGAAUUUCGAAGCACAUUUCGAUGCCAACUUCGAUGAUGCUUUCUCCGGCGGUGCACAAUCAGCAGAUAUCAAUGCCGAGCUGAGCGCUGAUGAUGUACAAACACCCAAGCAGGUGGUGGGCGGACGUGCAAGCAUACCUGAGGAAUUGGACUCAAAUCAAUUGGCACGAUUGCAGAAUCUAAAAGAGUCAAAUGCUUAAACGCAGCAAAUGAAUAAAAGUGAAAAGCGUGAAUGAGCAGUUGCAUUUAAAUACAAACAUAGUACUCAUAAAUUACAGCAAUGAAAAUGCACAGUGGGAAAAAAAUAUUAAAAGCGGAUAUGCAAUGCAAAAAGUUCAGCUGCAACUGAAAAGAAAGUUGCGAAACGAGUAAAAAAAAAAGAAUAAAAAAAGUACUUGUUGUACAUACAUACCUACCUACAUAAAUAUAUACAGUAUGUAACAAAAUUGAGCGUAAAGAAGUUUGUGAAGGCAUAUUGGUGGUGAAUUUUGCAUUUGUAAAUGAAAAACUUGCCAACUAAGCGUCUUGAACGAAAUUUUGUCUCCCCCCAAAAUUAGCAUGUAUGUUGGCAACUCUACCAACCAGAGGCUUCUACUUAGUAACUAAAAUGCUUCACAGCACAUACAUAAAAUAGAUAUUAAUAUUAAGAAAUCUCACAGAAGUACUUAAAAAUGGAAUGGCAU